UAUGGUCUCCCGCGAUUUUCAUAAUCCACGAGAACCAGUCCGAGACUUUGAUAAUUGACCAUAUGUCUAGUAUGUUUCCUUCAUGUCGUGCUAUGAGAUUUAAUAGUCGAUAUCAUGGCUUCGACGUUCAAUACCACUAAUCUCUAAUUCCACCCACAGAUUCUUUUAUGAUAGACCUACAGUAACAUGCCUCGAAAUUUCUUAUAUGACUUAUUGCAACCCAUAAUAGAUGGGGAGACUGAGUCUAGGUGGCAAGCGGUUCAAUUGAUAGUUAAAGCAUUUCAGGACAUCGGAGCCGCCUUGCCAGAAUCACAGGCUCUAGGUACUUGGGAGGAUUCCGGAGACGACAUUUAUUGUUUAGUUGUUGCUCGUAUCGGCGUGAUACCGCCGCCAAACUUUGGGUAUCCCGCUUUCCCUGGUGGAAGGCCUAAAUCCCUCGUCUGUAUAUGCCUCACCCCUGUACAUCGUGAUGAAGGAACCGAGACUAAGGCACCGCACAACAUGUAUCGUCGUGUAGGAUUGUGUGAGUUUUGGGAUCGACCGGAGUUCUGGAAGGGCGCCAUGAAGGAUGAAUGGGUGGCUAUUAUAUGAACCCUAGCGUAGAAACUCGAUUGAAAUAUAGUAGUUAAUAUUGGACUAGGUUAGACAUAUUGUAGAAUAUAUUCAAUUACCCCUUACUUCAACCCCACCUUCAAUACUUAG
Molecule: messenger RNA, 702 nt
Organism: Daldinia loculata
Lineage: Eukaryota; Fungi; Ascomycota; Sordariomycetes; Xylariales; Hypoxylaceae
Exons: 1
Coding region: 187-591 (134 amino acids)
Source: RefSeq, a predicted model, not a curated record